AAAUGGGCUCCUAUUAGAAAAAUAACAACACUCGUGGUCACUCUCUGUUCUGUUGUAAAAAUCAUGUCUCGAAAGCAUAUGCCCUUAGCAUCUCUCAUUGAUGGAUCAAUUAAAGCAGCCAGGAUGGGUCAGAUCUAUGUCAGCAAGCUCCACUGGUCCAUAUCCAGAGGUGUUCUGUAUUCGUACUUUGAGAGGUUUGGGAGAGUGGAGUCAGUGUACAUCCCUUAUGAUCUUCGCACUGGACUGUCGAGAGGGUAUGGAUUUGUGUACAUGCAGGACAAAGAUAAUGUGAUGGCUGCCUUGGAGAACAGGAAUCAGUUCAUUGGGCAGUUCAAUGUCUUGGUUGGUCCAAGAACAAAAAAGCCAGUCAAAGGAAAUGUGGCAACUCCAGAAGAGGGUGUCCCAGAAUCUGAAGUAACAAACACUUCAACAGUAAACUUUGCGAGUACAGCACUGGAUAGCAUUGAAUCAUCUGUGGAUCCACCUCAAGAAAAUGUUACGCCCAACCUUCUCCAACAAGACUCUGUAGCUACUACCAAUUCUGAAGAGAGCUUCUCCAUCGAUCAACCAGACUCUGAAGUUGAUCCACCUCAAGAGAGUGUUACGUCCGACCUUCUCCAACAAGACUCUGUAGCUAGUACUACCGAUUCUGAGGAAAAUGUAAUGCCCAACGUUCAACAAGACUCUUUAGAUACGUGUACUACUGAUUCUGAAGUUGAUUCACCUCCGGAAAAUGUUAUGCCCGACCUACAACAAGACUCUGUGGCUACCGAUUCUGAGGAUGAUAUCUCCGCCAAGGAGGAACCAAGGGCUAAUUGACAACUACUAUAAGAGCUAUAAUUUAUAGUAAAUGGUUAUAAUUCACAUUUUGUACAAUGCAAGUGUUGAAUAAUUGUGAUUUCACGUAUAAA
Messenger RNA from Halichondria panicea, 911 nucleotides. RefSeq lists its product as uncharacterized. Lineage: Eukaryota; Metazoa; Porifera; Demospongiae; Suberitida; Halichondriidae. Bases 64 to 819 code for a protein of 251 amino acids. The transcript is spliced from 4 exons. Gene Ontology annotation, molecular function: RNA binding. The record is from RefSeq and is a predicted model, not a curated record.